Colletotrichum phormii is the source of this 717-nucleotide messenger RNA. Its product is annotated as necrosis inducing protein. Bases 1 to 717 code for a protein of 238 amino acids. The transcript has 2 exons. The record is from RefSeq and is a predicted model, not a curated record. Lineage: Eukaryota; Fungi; Ascomycota; Sordariomycetes; Glomerellales; Glomerellaceae.
AUGGCGCCUUCCCUCUUCCGUCUCGCUGCGUGGCUCGCUGCCGCUGCCGGCUCCGUCACCGCCGCUCCCCUUGAACGCCGCGCCGUCAUCGACCACGAUGCCGUCGUUGGCUUCCCCGAGACCGUCCCCUCAGGCACCGUCGGCACCUUGUACCUCAAGUACAAGCCCUACCUGAAGGUCGUCAACGGCUGCGUGCCCUUCCCUGCCGUGAACGCCGCAGGUGACACUGGCGGCGGCCUCGCCACAUCCGGCUCUUCAAACGGGGAUUGCUCCUCCAGCACCGGCCAAGUCUACGCCCGUGGCGGCUCCUACAACGGCGCCUACGCCAUCAUGUACUCGUACUACAUGCCCAAGGACUCGCCCUCCUCCGGCCUGGGCCACCGCCACGACUGGGAGAACGCCGUCGUCUGGCUGUCCGCCGCCUCCACCUCGGCCACCGUCCUCGGCGUCGCCGUCUCCGCGCACGGCGAGUACGACACCAAGACGUCGGGCAUCGACUACACCGGCACGAGCCCCCGCAUCGGCUACCAGAGCGUCUGGCCCGUCAACCACCAGAUGAUCUUCACCAGCGACGUCGGCGGCCAGCAGCCCCUCAUCGCGUGGGAGUCUCUGACCGACGCCGCGCGCACCGCGCUUACGAACACCGACUUUGGCAGCGCUAAUGUGCCCAUGAAGGAUGCCAACUUCAACACCAACCUUGGCAAGGCUGUCUUGUAA